UUUUCUUGAAAAUAUUUAAUUUCCACCGGCUUGAAAACACGAAGAAUAUGAAGAGAACGGUAGAAAAUGAGGUUGUGAUUGUUGGAGGUGGUAUAUGCGGCCUUGCAACAGCCCUCGCCCUUCAUAGGAAGAGAAUUAGAAGUUUGGUGUUAGAAAAAUCAGAGAAGUUACGUGCUACAGGAGCAGCUAUAAUUGUUCAAGCUAAUGGUUGGCAUGCCCUUGAUCAGCUUGGUAUUGGUUCAACACUUAGACAAACUGCCAUUGCAAUACAAAGAGGAAUGUUCACAUCACUUAGCGAGAAGGAGCCAAAGGAAUUAGCAUUUGGGAUUAAUCAAGAAUUUCGGUGCUUAAAGCGCACUGAUUUGAUCAAAGCCAUAGCCAAUUGUUUGCCUAUGGAAACUAUAAGGACUGGUUGUGAAGUACUUUCCAUAGAAUUAGAUCCAGUAACAAGGUAUCCACACCUUAUGCUUAGCAAUGGAACUAUCCUUCAAGCCAAGGUUGUAAUUGGAUGUGAUGGAGUGAAUUCUACCAUUGCAAAUAUGGUUGGGCUACACCAAACGAAGCUAUUGCGUUUCUCUACAUGUGUUGCUCGUGGCUUCACAAAGUACCCAAAUGGUCAUCAAUUUGCUAGUGAGUUUGCUCUGAUUAGUAGAGGUCAAAUCCAACUCGGAAGGAUCCCAGUCACUCACAACCUUGUUUACUGGUUUCUAACGAGACCCACCACUUCUCAAGAUUUGGGAACUGAUGUUCAACCUACAAAAGCAGAUUCAAUAAUUUCAAAAGAUCUACCUCUUAUUAGACAAUCAUUAGUAGAAUCAAUGGAGGGUUUCCCAAUACUUACAAUAGACAUGAUACGUAGUUGCAAGUUGAACUCUUUGCAUCUCACAUAUGACUUGAAGUAUCGACCACCAUGGGAUUUGCUACUUAACAACUUCAAAAAAGGUACAAUUGUAGUUGCUGGUGAUGCAAUGCAUGCCACUGGUCCAUUCAUUGCACAGGGUGGCUCAGCUUCCAUUGAAGAUGCAAUUGUUCUUGCUAGAUGUCUAGCACAAAAGAUGCACAAUUCAACAAAGGUGAUAAUAGACCACAAUGUUAUUGAAGAAGCAUUUGACAAAUAUGUUAAAGAAAGAAAAAUGAGAAUCUUUUGGCUCUCUUUACAUACUUUCCUUGUUGGGAAGAAACUUGAUACAAAAUCAUUGAUGGUCAGAGCUGUAUUCCUUGCAAUCAUGUUUGUUCUAUUUAGAGAUCCAGACUGCCAUUCACGGUAUAACUGCGGAACUUUACAUCAUGAGGAAGAAGAUUAACAUUACACAUGAUUUCAAAUAUAAUCUUGUCCUACAUAUGUAUUAUUGAGUUUAUUAGCAUUUCAAUU
This is a messenger RNA of Cicer arietinum (chickpea), 1372 nucleotides long. Lineage: Eukaryota; Viridiplantae; Streptophyta; Magnoliopsida; Fabales; Fabaceae. The record is from RefSeq and is a predicted model, not a curated record.